Malassezia globosa CBS 7966 is the source of this 930-nucleotide messenger RNA. RefSeq lists its product as uncharacterized. Gene Ontology annotation, cellular component: condensed nuclear chromosome. Lineage: Eukaryota; Fungi; Basidiomycota; Malasseziomycetes; Malasseziales; Malasseziaceae. Gene Ontology annotation, biological process: chromosome organization involved in meiotic cell cycle; double-strand break repair via homologous recombination; DNA strand invasion. The coding region runs from base 1 to 930 and encodes 309 amino acids. The record is from RefSeq and is a predicted model, not a curated record. Gene Ontology annotation, molecular function: DNA strand exchange activity; single-stranded DNA binding; ATP-dependent DNA damage sensor activity. The transcript has 6 exons.
AUGUCGUCAUCCAACGAGCUUGUAGAAGCUGAGACGGAAGUUGAGGCAGCCGAUGAAAUGGCCGAUGAAAUCAUGGGGCCUUUGCCUGUCUCAAAAAUGGAGGGCAUGUCGGAACAAAAAGUCGAUAAGAUCCUAUCGGAAGCUGCCAAGUUGGUGCCACUCGGAUUUACCACAGCGACCGAAUAUCACCAGCGUCGGUCAGAUCUAAUUACCAUCACGACAGGAUCGCCGGCGCUGGACCUCGUCAUUGGCGGGGGUAUGGAGACUGGCAGUAUCACAGAAUUAUUUGGCGAGUUCCGUACAGGCAAGAGUCAGAUCUGCCAUACACUCGCUGUCACCUGUCAGCUUCCUGUGGAUAUGGGUGGUGGCGAAGGCAAAUGCUUGUAUAUCGAUACAGAGGGUACAUUUCGGCCAGUGCGACUCCUAGCUGUGGCUGAGCGCUUUGGCCUCGACGGCGAGGAGGUACUAGACAACGUGGCAUAUGCGCGUGCCUAUAACGCUGAUCAUCAGUUAGAAUUGCUCGUUCAAGCAGCAGCCAUGAUGUCGGAGUCGCGGUUUGCGCUAUUGAUUGUCGAUUCGCUCACGUCUCUGUACCGUACGGACUUUGCAGGUCGUGGCGAGCUCUCAGCGAGACAGACGCAUUUGGCUAGGUUCCUUCGCACACUCAUGCGUCUUGCGGAUGAGUUUGGCGUAGCUGUCGUCGUAACAAAUCAAGUCGUUGCGCAAGUGGACAAUGCAGGUUUCGGCGGCAUGGAUACCAAGAAGCCCAUCGGCGGCAAUAUUGUCGCACAUGCGUCGACAACUCGACUUUCACUUCGUAAGGGUCGCGGCAAUCAGCGCAUUUGCAGAGUCGUCGAUUCACCAUCACUUCCGGAAGCCGAGGCAGUGUUUGCCAUCAAGCCCGAGGGUAUUACUGAUCCCGACGACUAA